AGGAAGGAAACUCUCUGGGGUAUCAGUGCUGCUGCUCUCCACCAGUAAUUAAUGUUCUCUGGCUGUUCCUCGGAGGAGAGGAGGGUCGGGGUGAGUGGAGCCCACACACUGGGCAGUGUGUGCGGAGAGGGGUGAUGCCUCCAGAGCGCAUCACAGGACGACAAAAACCCCACUGCAGCGCCAGAGGAGAGCAGCUUUGGCACCAGCGCUUGUUUCAUGCAGUUUGCUGGGAGGGCAAGUGCACAGAUCGAGCCCACGAAUCUCCAAACAUCCCUCUUCCUCUCAUCAUGCCGGACUCCUUCUGAUCAUCUUUCUCCUGGCUCUGGCACUGAGACAAUGUAGUGGAGGCAAAGAAGCAGAGGGAAUCUCCACCGGUGGAGAGAGAUGUGGGGAUGCACGGACACGGUUAUGGGUGAUUGAUGCCAUUUUUUUUUUUUGCAGAAGCAGCAAAACGAGGAUGGAUUUACGCACAGAAAAGUGGGAAUAAGUGAGUUUCUGGGCCACACAGGAUGGACACUGCGGAGGUAAUCCUCUCUGUGUUGGUGGUUGUGAUCAUUAUAGUGUCGCUGUUGUCUAACGUCCUGGUGCUGAUCUGCUUUCUGUACAACCCGGAGAUCCGCAAGCAGGUGCCGGGUCUCUUCAACCUGAACCUCACCUUCUGCAACUUGUUGCUGACGGUGUCCAACAUGCCGCUCACUCUGGUGGGACUCGUCAGCAACGCGCAGCCGGGGGGAGACGGCUUCUGCCACAUCGUGGGAUUCCUGGAGACCUUCCUGUCCACCAACUCGAUGCUGAGCAUGGCAGCGCUGAGCAUCGACAGGUGGAUCGCGGUGGUGUUCCCGCUGAGGUACCACUCCAAGAUGCGCCACAAGGACGCGGCGUUCGUGCUCGGCUACACGUGGGCGCACUCCAUGUCCUUCUCCACGGUGGCCGCAUGCCUCUCCUGGGUGGGAUACCACCGGCUGUACGCGUCCUGCACCCUGUCCAACCCCAGGGCGAGCAGCCGGACCCAGUUUGUCAUCUUCACCGUCUUCUUCCACUCCUUCACCUUCCUGCUGUCUUUUAUAGUGCUGUGUGUCACAUACCUCAAAGUGCUGAAAGUGGCGAGGUUUCACUGCAAGAGGAUCGACGUUAUCACAAUGCAAACUUUAGUGCUGCUGGUGGACAUACACCCCAGCGUUCGCCAGCGUUGCCUGGAGGAGCAGAGGAGGCGACGGCAGAGAGCGACGAGGAAGAUCAGCACCUUCAUUGGCACCUUCAUGCUCUGCUUCGCUCCCUAUGUGAUCACAAGGAUCGUGGAGUUAUUUCCAGCAGUGCCUAUCAACCCUCACUGGGGAAUUGUCUCCAAGUGCUUAGCUUAUAGCAAGGCGGCCUGCGACCCCUUCGUGUACUCCCUGCUCCGACACCAGUACAAGAAGACGUGCACUGACAUCAUCAACAGGCUGCUGAAGCGUAGCUCCAUGAACACGUCCGGCCGCGGCCACCAGACCCAUGGCAACAGCAUACCGACCGCGGAGUGAUGGACAGCGAGUGACGGACAGCGAGUGGACUGACGGGAUGCGUCCCGAGGGUUGACUCGGCCACUGUCAGGGAAACACAGAGCUGAUUUAUCGCCGAUGAAGAGGAGGACAAAUUAGUUGUCCCCGUCCACGUCUGCUUGAAUUUGGAGUGACAAGCCAAAAAAAGAAAUAGAAAAAAAGAGUGAGUACAGACAAGGGCAAAUCCCGGCACAGGAAUACCACUGUGCUUGCAUACUGAGCGGCCAGAACAGCAGAUCAGUGCAGUGAACUCGCUGCGAGGAGAUUACACAAUGGCAGACUUCACAUCCACCUGGAGAGACAGAUGUGCCCACCCAAGAAGAACGGCCGUUUCAUAUUCUCAUGACUUUACCUGGAUUGGCUUUGGGAUUUUGCAGUGUAUGUUUGUUUUGACAUUACUGUAGUAUACACUGAUAUUAUGUUUUUUUUUUUAAAGAGUCAGGAAAGGCUGUAUGUCUGUUUUAGUCUGUGCAAAGUGUUUGACACGUUCAUGCUGUAUGUAGCACUGAAAACUAGCCUAACCAAAAUGAUGCGUAUAUUGUCUUAUAAAUUAAAUAAUUGUAUAAGAGACGUAAACCGUACAGUACAGCGAACAGUGACACUGCACAGCCCGGCUCAGGUUUUUUUCAGAAUGAAUGGGAUAAAACACACUCCCAUUAAUUUUUACACUACUUUUAAUUUCUUUUAGUUUAUUUAAGACCAAUGGAAGGAAAAAGUACGACUACGUGUUUCAUCAUGGUUUGUGCCCUGAGAACCCAUUUUUUGAAGGACUUGCUGACCUGGCAGAGGAGAGUUUUAAUGGGAAAAAUGGGCCUUCAAAACCAUCUGCCUUCGCUGUCAUGACUGACGUGUGCCCCUCAGGCUGCUUAGACAAGUGGAGCGUGACCGACUGUACUUGUUGUUCACUAAGAGGAGUACUCCACAGAGACUGCCUCAUGCUUUCUCACAUCUUUGCGCAGUAUGAACAGGGAAGGGGAAAUGUACGCAACAUCUUUAUUUGUCCUUUUAGAAAAGUGAUAACAUGUAUUUAAAUGACAUCCUGUGGUAUUACAUAGCCACGACAGCCGCUCCGUGCGAGGAUACAAACAACAAAGCAGCUCUGGAAGCAGAAAUGGACAUUUUGCUGAAGUCAGUGGUCGAGCUAAAGAAAUACUCUUUGCUUUCAUCUAACACACACUGAAUGUGAUAUUUGGGUCAGUCCGUUGAAGGCAGCAGCUAAUAUUUGUUUGAGCAACCGUAGCUGUGUCUCAAUUCAGGGGCACAAUUAAUUUUCACAAUAAAAUCAGUUUACAAUGAUUGAACAUGCUAAUGCUAGCUAGAUUCAAUGACCAAGAGAUCACGAUCAAGAUCAUUUUCUUGUUUUGGGGCCUCCAGGCAAACAGCAUGUUUAAAGUUGUUGUAUAGUGGCUCACUUAAAAAUAUUAUUGGCAACAACCUCAUUUGUCCAUCAGUUUACACUUAUAUUAUUGAAGUCGAAGUUAGCGGGUUAACAAACGAGCUUGUUUGCCAUGAAAGUUGAGGGUCAGCUAAGCUAACUAGCUAGAUUCCUGCUGUAUGGCUACAUUGCGAUAUGUGUUUAGGUUAUUGUUGUAAAACUGAGAUAUCGACCUCAAAAGGUGUGAUUUUUCAGAAAAACAGAAGAACUAAAACAAUAGAUUAUGUUUGAAUAUCAUCCUCUGACAUAUUUACAUAAUCAAUUACAAAAUCUAGGCUUCACAUUUAAUGUUUUUGGUCUGAAGAACAGGACUGUGCAAGAGGUGAAAUGAUGGUUAUGUAGUAUAACCCUUAUUCUAUGAUCUUAGGCAGGGAUCUGUCACCCACGCCUUCAGCACACUGGGAAGACAUUACCCAGGAAAUAGCUUCUCUUCACUUUACAAAAUAAAUUGUUAGAAUUUUACGAGUAAACUAAAACAAGUUCUUGCAUUGCAACUAGCAGUUAUUCUCGGUUAUUAAUCAGUUAUUGGUUUGGUCCAUAAUAUGUCAGAAAAAACAAAAGAUACUGAAGAGAAAUUGGGAAAUUGUUUUGCUUAAUUCUUUUCCUGCAGCAAUUACGAGACAAUCAAAAUUGUUGCAGACCGACAAAUUAUUUCACCAAUACAAAUUUCCCACGGAAAAAUGUAUUUCAAGUUUUAUACUAGCAACCGUAGAUUAUCAUGGGACCUUUUAGAAUGAGACAGAAACAGUAGAUUGGUCAAUAGAUGAGUCAAUAAAGCUAAUUCAAUGAAACGAAAGGGACAUAUUUUUUCCCGUUUUGUUUACAUCUGUACGAUUAAAUCUCCAUAUUUAUAGUUAGAUGUGUGCACUGGAAUCAAAUUGAUGACAUUUAUAGCAUUUCUAAGAUACAUGGCAACCAAUAUUCAACAUACAGUAUUAGUAGUAUGUUUGUAGUAUGUUUUAUAAUGAGAUGAAUAGCUAUAGAGGGAUGGUGUAAACGCAGUUUUACGUGAACACUGAAUAUAUUGAUAUUCUGUAUAUUUAUUUAGUCCUGUUGCUGGUAAUUUCCAGGCAGUUCUUGAGGACAGGUCGCCCACUACAUGUUGUACCUACUGUUUUAUGUGCACUUUUUUCUGUAUCAGAAGACGGGCAGCUCUGUAUCAGAGGGCGUUAGAGUUGACAUACUGUAAACAAAGGUGCUUAGCUCCGAAAGAGAGAGACUAUAGAAUAAGAUGUAAUGUAAUAUGUAUUGUAAAAGUUUAUAUUGCAGAUUUUUCAAUGGAUUUGGACACAGUAUGUUUAGACUGUACACGCAGGAGGCCAUUAGUGUAUUUACACACAGUGAUACAAUGAUCAAUGAUGGCGCCAGUUGUUAUUUUCUGCAGUUCAUUCUCUGAAAACGUGUUUAUUUUUGUGUCCGUGAGUUUGAGGAAUUUGGAUAAAUGGCUGUUUUUGUUAUAUGAUUGUGUUGUGUUUGUUGUGUAUAGCACUCCCAGACAUUUGAUGCCUUAAAUUCUGUAAUAUACAGUGUUUUCAAGUUUUUCCAUUCACAAAGGCAUUGGGAUAUGUUGACCAAUACAGAGAGACUAGAUCAUUGCCUUAUUCACUUCCAUUCAUUAGCUUGAUGUUCUUCCUGUAUCCCAACUCAGCCGGUAGAUUCCUCGCUGAUGUUUUGCACUGAUGUAGAGUAGUUAUUUUUCUCAUAAGCUAUAACUACGGUAAAAAAAACAAGCUGAACUCGAAAUGAUUCGUGGCGACAGGUUUAGAUAAACGACAAAGUGAAAAGUAUUUUUGUGUCUUUUGAUAUACGUUUGUGUAAUUAAUUGAAAAGACUGUAUCUGUUUGAGUGUUACAGACUGUGCUGCUUCAAAUGCAAACUGAGUUUUAACCAAUGUUGUUAAUAGUUGGCAGUGCAGUGAGUGUAAUAUACCUCAUUUUGUUAUGGUGACUGACUUGACAGCCUGAAGUGUUUUGUUAUGUUACCUCCUAAUUUAUUCAACCUUGGCUCAAUGCUGCUGCUGCUGCUGCUAAAGAUGACUAAAAUGAUGAUGAUGAGGAUGAUGAUGAUGAUGAGGAUGAUGAUGAUGGCUGUUUAAUUUCUAGCGAUGGUAAAAUGAAAGCAUCUGGUGUUGGUGGUCAUUAUAAUUGUAAUGUUGGAGAAAGUUUCAGAUUUUGAUCAUGAAGAUUAAAUUUAACUGUAGACUUUA
Molecule: messenger RNA, 5179 nt
Organism: Hippoglossus stenolepis (Pacific halibut)
Lineage: Eukaryota; Metazoa; Chordata; Actinopteri; Pleuronectiformes; Pleuronectidae
Product: G-protein coupled receptor 26
Exons: 3
Coding region: 510-1520 (336 amino acids)
Biological process (GO): adenylate cyclase-activating G protein-coupled receptor signaling pathway
Cellular component (GO): membrane
Molecular function (GO): G protein-coupled receptor activity
Source: RefSeq, a predicted model, not a curated record